Molecule: messenger RNA, 1305 nt
Organism: Trichoderma aggressivum f. europaeum
Lineage: Eukaryota; Fungi; Ascomycota; Sordariomycetes; Hypocreales; Hypocreaceae
Exons: 1
Coding region: 1-1305 (434 amino acids)
Biological process (GO): polysaccharide biosynthetic process
Cellular component (GO): membrane
Molecular function (GO): acyltransferase activity, transferring groups other than amino-acyl groups
Source: RefSeq, a predicted model, not a curated record
AUGAGCCGAGCUGUUUGGCUCGAUGGCCUCAGGGGCAUCGCGGCGGCCAUCGUGGCGACUGACCACUAUUUCAUGGGCGCCGUGUUGCACGCCGGCUUCAGGUCCUUCUGGGCGGAUCCGCCCGAGGAGAAUCGUAAACUCAUGCAGUUGCCUCCCUUUCGCCUGAUCUUUGCUGCGCAUGCCAUGGUGCCCUUGUUCUUUGUCAUCUCAGGUUACGCCAUCUCAAUCAAUCUCAUCCGACUAAGGACCGGCAAUAACAGUGACGGCUUCCUUCGCCGGCUGUCUUCGGCAGCUACGCGCCGCGGCUUGCGCAUCUAUCUCCCCGUGUUCUGCAUCACCGUCAUUUCGCAGGCCCUCUUCUUUCUCAAUCUCUUUUCAUGGGUACCUGGAGAUGACGUUGUAUGGGGUCGAAAACCCUGGACUGCACCAUGGUUUCAUGUUACUUUUGUCGUCCGGUACAUGCUCGACAACAUCAAUAUCAUCGCCAUCCAAUACAACGGCGGUCUCAAUGGCCAGCUUUGGACUAUGGCUCUCGAGUUCCGCGGGUCUUGCGUUGUCUAUCUCGCCCUCCUGGGUCUGACGUUUUGGAAGCCGAAGCCUCGACUUUGGCUGCUUGUGGCUUCGAUGGCUUACAUGUUCUACUUUGGGUAUUGGGAUGUGGUGGGAUUUCUGGCGGGAUACUGGUUGGCUGAGCUGCAAGUCUUGUCCGAGUUGCAAACUGUCAGCACCGAGGCAGAAUACCUAGCCUGGCUCAAACCAUAUAUCCCGGUCCAGGCGCGAUCCGUCAACUUCAGCACCAUCCAAACGUGGGUCAUGUUCGUCGUCGGCAUCUGGUUUCUCUGCUUGAGCGAUGACGGUGCUCUCCCACCGGGGUAUCAAUUCUUACAGAUUGCCGAAUCCUCACGAUGGGAUGGGAACUGGGGGACCAUUGAUAAGUCGUGGAAAACGGUUGGCUCCGUGCUGGUUGUCUCUGCGAUCAGCGCCACAGAGCUACUUCAACACCCCCUCAACUCCAAGCUUGUACAGUAUUUGGGGAGGAUCUCUUUCUCGCUAUACCUCGUACAUCAAUCCAUCUACCACGUGUUCUCUGACCCUGUCAGGAAUAUGCUUUGGUUCAUAGCCACAGGGGGAACGGAAUCCGAGGUUGGCGCGAGUGAAAACAAAUUUGCAGGCGCAGUCUGUUGGAUUGGGGGCUACAUCAUCCUCUCAACAAUCAACUUGUAUGCGGCAAACGUAUACACGAGAUUCGUCGACGAGCGAUGCAUAAAUAUUGCAAAGCGGUUUGACCUUUGGGUCUCCCAGUAG